CCCCGGCCGCACCAUGUGAAGGGGAGCGGCCGCCCCUCCCGAGGAGCCGCCGGGGAAAGAUGGGGGAUGCCGCGGACCCCAGGGAGAUGCGAAAGACGUUCAUUGUCCCAGCCAUCAAGCCCUUCGACCACUAUGAUUUCUCCAGGGCCAAGAUCGCCUGCAAUCUGGCCUGGCUGGUGGCCAAAGCCUUCGGGACAGAAAACGUGCCAGAGGAAUUUCGAGAACCAUUUUAUACGGAUCAGUAUGACCAGGAACACAUCAAACCACCCGUUGUGAACUUGCUCCUGUCGGCUGAACUGUACUGUCGUGCUGGGAGUCUCAUUCUCAAGAGCGACGCGGCGAAACCGCUUUUGGGCCACGAUGCUGUAAUCCAGGCUUUAGCACAGAAAGGCCUUUAUGUCACUGACCAGGAAAAACUGGUGACUGAACGAGAUCUCCACAAGAAACCCAUACAGAUGAGUGCGCAUUUGGCCAUGAUAGACACCCUGAUGAUGGCUUACACUGUAGAGAUGGUCAGCAUAGAAAAAGUGAUUGGGUGUGCUCAACAGUAUUCAGCCUUUUUUCAAGCCACAGAUCUGCCCUAUGAUAUUGAGGAUGCUGUCAUGUACUGGAUAAAUAAGGUAAAUGAGCAUUUGAAAGACAUAAUGGAACAAGAACAGAAAAUGAAAGACCCUCACACAGUUGAAGCUCCAGGAGGGCAAAAGGCUCGUUAUAGGAAAGAACAAACAUUGCUUAAGCAACUGCCUUGCAUUCCAUUGGUAGAAAAUCUGUUAAAGGACUGCACCGACGGCUGUGCCUUAGCUGCCCUCAUUCACUUCUACUGCCCCGGUGUUGUCAGGUUAGAGGAUAUUUGUUUGAAAGAAACUAUGUCUUUGGCCGAUAGCCUGUACAAUCUGCAGCUGAUUCAGGAAUUUUGCCAAGAAUACUUGAACCAGUGUUGCCAUUUCUCCCUGGAAGAUAUGCUCUAUGCUGCUUCAUCUAUAAAGAGUAAUUAUGUGGUGUUUAUAGCAGAGCUCUUCUGGUGGUUUGAGGUGGUGAAGCCGCCCUUUGUGCAGCCUCGAGUUAUUCGUCCACAUGGAGCUGAACCUGCGAAAGAUAGGCCAUCGAUUCCUGUCUUAAAUGCUGCCAAAAGAAACCUCUUGGAUGGCUCAUCCGGGUCUGACUUCACUUCAAGAUACUCACGGCCCCAUGCCCCUUCUUCAGCCUCAGGAGGAAUUAGAAGGUCUUCAUCCAUGUCAUAUGUUGAUGGUUUCAUAGGAACAUGGCCCAAAGAAAAAAGAUCAUCUGUGCAUGGUGUUUCAUUCGAUAUUUCUUUUGAUAAAGAAGAUAGUGUGCCAAAAUCCACUCCAAACCGAGGAAUCACUCGUUCUAUUAGCAAUGAAGGGCUUACUCUGAACAACAAUCGUGUAUCUAAACACAUUCGGAAAAACUUGUCCUUCAAGCCAGUAAAUGGAGAAGAAGAAGAAGAAAGCAUUGAAGAAGAACUUAACGUAGACCCUCACACGGACCUCAAAUCUUACAUGCCUCUUAAUGCAAACGAACUAAAUUCUAAUGAGAAUAUUCCUUCCAAGCUUCCAAACGGAGCUUUACAAAACAGAGUACUCCUAGAUGAGUUUGGUAAUCAGAUCGAGACGCCAAGCAUUGAAGAAGCAUUGCAGAUAAUUCACGAUACCGAAAAAUCUCCCCACACGCCUCGGCCAGACCAAAUUGCUAAUGGCUUCUUUCUUCAUAGCCAGGAGAUGAGUAUCCUUAACUCCAAUCUCAAGCUAAAUCAGUCCAGUCCUGACAACAUAAGUGACACGAAAGGUGCCUUGAGUCCUGUGACCGACACCACAGAAGUAGACACUGGAAUUCACGUUCCCUCCGAAGACAUUCCUGAAACCAUGGACGAAGACUCUUCUUUGCGGGAUUACACCGUCAGCUUGGACUCUGACAUGGAUGACGCAUCUAAAUUUCUCCAGGAUUAUGACAUCAGAGCCAGCAACCCCAGGGAAGCUCUCAGUCCUUGUCCAAGUACUGUAAGUACCAAGUCUCAGCCGGGGAGCAGUGCUUCUUCUAGUUCUGGUGUGAAAAUGACCAGCUUUGCUGAGCAGAAAUUCAGGAAACUGAAUCAUACGGAUGGGAAAAGUAGCGGAAGCAGCUCUCAGAAAACCACACCAGAGGGCUCGGAGCUGAACAUUCCUCACGUGGUUGCAUGGGCACACAUUCCCGAGGAGCCCAGCCUUCCGCCGGCUCGGGAUACCACACAGCUGCUGGCUUCGGAGAUGGUGCAUCUCAGGAUGAAACUGGAGGAAAAGAGGCGGGCAAUAGAAGCCCAGAAGAAGAAAAUGGAAGCCGCGUUCACGAAGCAGAGGCAGAAGAUGGGAAGGACAGCCUUCCUCACUGUAGUGAAGAAGAAGGGGGAUGGCAUCUCCCCGCUCCGCGAGGAAGCGGCGGGCGCGGAGGACGAGAAGGUUUACACGGACAGAGUGAAGGAGAAGGAGGCGCACAAACCGGACGGACAGAGGAGCAAGUCACUGGCCGAUAUAAAAGAAAGCAUGGAGAAUCCCUCGGCCAAGUGGCUGAAGUCCCCAACCACCCCGGUGGACCCCGAGAAGCAGUGGAACCUGGCGAGCCCUUCAGAAGAGACGUUGAAUGAAGGGGAGAUACUGGAAUACACGAGGUCCAUCGAAAAGCUCAAUUCCUCCCUGCAUUUUCUGCAGCAGGAGAUGCAGCGCCUGUCCCUUCAGCAGGAGAUGCUAAUGCAGAUGAGGGAGCAGCAGUCGUGGGUGAUUUCGCCCCCACAGCCCUCGCCGCAGAAACACGCGCGCGAUUUCAAGCCUUCCAGGCAGGCCAGCCUGUCGUCCACCACGGCGCCGUUCUCGUCGGACUCCCCCCGUCCCGCUCACCCGUCUCCACAGGCCUCCAACAGGAAGAGCGCGUCCUUUUCCGCGAAAAAUCAAAGGACUCCCAGGCCCAAUGAUUUAAAAAUAACACCUUUGAAUCGAACCCUGACACCCCCUCGGUCUGUGGAUAGUCUUCCUCGACUAAGGAGGUUUUCACCAAGUCAGGUUCCCAUUCAGACUCGGUCUUUUGUGUGCUUUGGAGAUGAUGGGGAACCUCAGUUAAAGGAACUCAAAGCCAAGGAGGACGUUAAAAAGGAGGACUCUGAAUGCAAAGGGGCGCCAGGACCACAUGGAUAUAACCCCGAAGAAAAGGAGCUCAAACCUCUUGAGUCAACGGUUUCUGAAGUCCUGUCUCAGCCUGUCACAGAGACUGUGUGUCUGACACCAAACGAGGACCAACUGAACCAGCCCACAGAUCCCCCGCCCAAACCCAUCCUCCCACCCGCGGCCCCCAAAAACAUUAACCUGAUUGAAGUUUCCCUGUCAGACUUGAAACCCCCUGAAAAGACUGAUGUGUCUGUUGAAAAAGAUGAUGGAGAAAGCGAUAAAGAACAGUUUGCUGAUGAUGAGCAGAAAGUAUGCUGUGGCUUCUUUUUUAAGGAUGAUCAAAAGGCAGAAAAUGACAUGGCAAUGAAGCGAGCAGCACUGUUGGAGAAACGGUUACGGAGGGAGAAAGAAAGUCAGCUUCGAAAACAGCAACUGGAAGCGGAGAUGGAGCAUAAGAAAGAGGAGACCAGGCGUAAAACCGAGGAGGAACGUCAGAAGAAAGAAGACGAGAGAGCACGCAGAGAAUUUAUCAGGCAAGAAUACAUGAGGCGGAAACAGCUGAAGCUGAUGGAAGACAUGGACACCGUCAUUAAGCCCCGUCCUCAGGCGGCAAAGCAAAAAAAACAGCGGCCAAAAUCCAUUCACAGAGAUCAUGUCGAGUCCCCCAAAACACCAAUCAAAGGUCCUCCAGGAUCACGACUUUAUCGUGUUUUUUCAGCCUCUAGCCUUUCUUUGGCAUCACUGAACACGGGUGAUAAUGAGAGUCUUCAUUCAGGCAAGAGGACGCCAAGGUCAGAGUCUGUAGAAGGCUUCUUGUCACCAAGUCGUUGUGGCAGUCGAAAUGGAGAAAAGGACUGGGAAAAUGCAUCAACAACUUCAUCAGUGGCUUCUGGAACAGAAUACACAGGACCAAAGCUCUACAAAGAACCCAGUGCAAAAUCCAAUAAACACAUAAUACAAAAUGCCUUAGCUCAUUGCUGCUUGGCUGGAAAAGUAAAUGAAGGUCAGAAGAAAAAAAUACUGGAGGAAAUGGAGAAGUCGGAUGCCAACAACUUCUUGAUUUUGUUCCGGGAUUCAGGCUGCCAGUUCAGGUCCUUGUAUACUUACUGCCCAGAAACUGAAGAGAUCAGUAAACUGACUGGGAUAGGCCCCAAAUCAAUCACUAAAAAGAUGAUUGAGGGACUUUACAAAUACAAUUCUGACAGGAAACAGUUCAGCCACAUACCUGCAAAAACGUUAUCCGCCAGUGUUGAUGCAAUUACUAUUCAUAGCCAUUUGUGGCAGACCAAAAGACCGGUAACACCCAAAAAACUUCUACCUACUACUAAGGCAUAGGAGUGGGAAAUGUUUGCUUCAGAACAUUCGUAGUAAAUUUGCACUUCAUCGUUCCUGCCUAGAGAACAUCUUUCUCAUUGCCAACAAGACUUUUUUGUUCAUUAGAACUGGACAUUAGCUGAUGUCAUGAACAACUGGAAUGUAAACCACAGUAUUUUGGAAUGCAGAAGAGUCUCAUGUAGCUGGUAAGUCCAAGUGAUGAAGGGAAGGUUUGGAUUCGCAAGUGAAGAUUGGGACAUUAGAGGGGUAACCUGCCUGCCUGCUGGUAGAGACACGGAAGCGCUGAAUUGUGAACACAGUGGGCGUAGGGUUGAAAUGUGGCUAGGAUUACAAAUUAUGUGUUGUACUUGUUGCUUUUUUUUUUUUAACCUUUGACUGUACGUGUUUGUCUUCAGACGGUUCGUUUUGUUGGGGAGUCAUUCUAAGCUACCUUUGUAUUUGUUUCGCGUGGAGAUCUGACAGUAGGAAGAAUGCCUUCAGAAGUAAUGUGCACCUUUUUCCGCCGUUAAGAGAAACACUAGUGUUACAUUUUACAGGCGCGCUCAUGUUUAAAUGGUGUUAGAGCAUUUGCAAAACUUACUCUGUAUUAUUUAUUAUUCACUCAAGUAUUAACAUGUCUCUACUAAAGAAGGGGAGGUGUGAAAGCUGCUAGUAAGUUCGCUUUAAACCACAUAAGCUUAACCAAGAAUAUGAGAAGUUGCUGAUUAAAUCAGUGUUUUACACGACUUCUGGCCAACUCAGAAUAAUGGAGAUUUUAACAAAAACGGGCUUUUUCUAUUUUCCAGAGCAAGUCACUUUAUCAGCUGGUCGAAGCGAAUGGCACUUUGCAGGUAGUCUUUCAGUAUGAAAAUGUAAGACUUCCUGAAGCAAGUUCUUGGGAGUCUUUACAUUAUUUAUAACUGCUAUGAAAAUUAUAUUUAGAAUUUUAGAACAUGUACGAGGGCUGUGUUUUAGUUUUAAAAUGGCUUCACGUUUAUUUUACUUGUAUUGGGUUUUUCUUUAUAACCCUUUCCAUGUGGAACAUCAUAGACUAUGAGGACACACUUGAAAUCUCUCUGUGAUCGUUGUUCAUUAGCAGUGUAGAGCAGAGAGUUCAUUGGGGAAAACUUCAUUCUCAGGAAAAGACUUGAAUGAUUCUGUGACCCUGUUAUGUUUCAGUGUUGUGACAACUGUGUACACUAGGGGGAAAGACAGUAUUGUACCAUAAAUGAGACGUUGUAGUACCUUUUCUUUCAUGGAUGUAGAGAUGAAGAUAUGUACAUUUCUCUAACUGAGGUGUUUAGAGAGAGCACUAUUGUCUCAUACAAUGUAUUUACUUAUUUGAAAAAAAAAGAUAGGAAUGAGCUGUCCCUGAGCUGUACUUUUCUAUUAUUAUAAGGACUUCUGGCAUCAGUGCAUCUGGGUUAUCGACAUUUUCUCAAAUGCUGUCAAUAUUUUACUGUAAUUUAUGUUCUUAUAUUUAUGUAUAUUUGUUAAAACUGUAAAAAAAAAAAAAGCUCACAGAUUUUUUUCCCAAUAUCUGUGCAAAAUAUAUGUGUAGCUCAAAACUAUUUGUGAUCUACUGUUUGCAUGGAAGAGACCAGGAUAUGUAACUCUUAUAUUUUAAGCGUAUACAUAUUGUGUAUAUAAUAUAUGAAUACUAAAAGUGGGGGAAUACACAUUUUACCUUUCAGACAAUUUCUAUCACAAUUAGAGGGAAAUGAUCCAGCACAUAUUUAGACUAAGACUAGUUUAAAAAUUUUAAGUGAAUCUAAUAAAAAUGUGAAUAAUACUGAAAACAAGAAAUAAGCAUUUUAUAUUACUAAAUUUGUUUUAGUCAGCCAAUUAAAUUUCCCUUAUCAAAGCAAUCUUUUUUAUAUUACCUGGAUAUUAAAUAACAAGAAAUCCGAAGCAAGACAAUGGAGAACACUAAGCAGGACUAGCUUCCCUUGUCCCGCGAUUGAAUCCAGCGUCUGUCUUGUCUAAAGGUAGAAUGUGACCGUUGCUACAAAGUUCAUUGCUCUCAGUACAAGAUUUUACUUUAUUAAUGUAAAAGGCAUAUGGAUAUAUUUCUUUAAGUCUAUAGAUUUUUUUAUUAUGGUGCAGCUUUUUAAAAAUUAUGUUUAAAAUUCUACAAAUGAAAGGAUGAAAGGAUGCCAUUUCCCAGAGCCCCGAGGGCUUUCUUCGCCUUGCUGGAGCACAGUACUUCCCUCCGUGCAGGUCAGAUGACUAAGUAUUCAACUAUGUUUGCCAAACACUCACCCUGACUUCAGUGGAUCCUGUCGCCUUCUAGUAUUUGACAGUCUUAGAAAGCUUUUCGUUCUUCUUGGUUCAAAUUUUGUUUCCGAAUGACUGUUACAGUUUGGGGUUUGUUUGGCUGCUUGCAGGCAGCACCUGUUGUUUCGUUGGGGUUGGGAUCUCAUGGCCACCGUUGGGCAGUGUACAGUGUGUGGUGUGCUUACCUGUCUACCCCAAAGCAUUGCUUACAGGUUUUCUAAAAGAUGCUGUGCUGUAGAAUCCUGUCACAUUUGCUAUUUCCUGGUACAGUGUAGUUUUUCCCCUACCAUUUGAAUAAAAGCAUGGCACCAAAUUGA
Messenger RNA from Dipodomys spectabilis (banner-tailed kangaroo rat), 7060 nucleotides. RefSeq names its product calmodulin regulated spectrin associated protein family member 2 (gene Camsap2). Gene Ontology annotation, biological process: negative regulation of microtubule depolymerization; neuron projection development; cytoplasmic microtubule organization. The transcript has 17 exons. Lineage: Eukaryota; Metazoa; Chordata; Mammalia; Rodentia; Heteromyidae. The record is from RefSeq and is a predicted model, not a curated record. Gene Ontology annotation, cellular component: microtubule minus-end. The coding region runs from base 60 to 4487 and encodes 1475 amino acids. Gene Ontology annotation, molecular function: spectrin binding; calmodulin binding; microtubule minus-end binding.